This is a messenger RNA of Diaporthe batatas, 234 nucleotides long. RefSeq lists its product as uncharacterized. The record is from RefSeq and is a predicted model, not a curated record. The transcript is spliced from 2 exons. Bases 1 to 234 code for a protein of 77 amino acids. Lineage: Eukaryota; Fungi; Ascomycota; Sordariomycetes; Diaporthales; Diaporthaceae.
AUGACCAACUCCAGCAGCCUCUUCCACUUCUCGGACGAGUUCAAGGAAUGGGCCAAGCAGGAAGACAUGGUCAACAACCAGAUGAACACUAACUGGAUCCCCGCCUACGUCAUCAUCACCCUGAUCCCCAUCGGCUUCAUCAUCUGCGCCGCCAUGGCGAGUCGCAAGGAGACCAAGAGGCAGGUCAGCGAGAGGCAGGCCAGGGCCGCCCGGAUAGGCGGCAACUGGGACUGA